Messenger RNA from Aspergillus fumigatus Af293, 1224 nucleotides. RefSeq names its product DUF3984 domain-containing protein. The record is from RefSeq and is a predicted model, not a curated record. Lineage: Eukaryota; Fungi; Ascomycota; Eurotiomycetes; Eurotiales; Aspergillaceae.
AUGGGUCUCUCCUUCCAUCUGUAUUCCUUCUAUCCACUCACUCAAGCUCCACAGGGUUCUGCAUCUCAAAGCGGGAGCGGAUUUCCAUCCCGCCGCUCAUAUCCUUCACUAAACCAUGUCUCGCUCGCACCUUUGACAAAUCGGUUCCCUAUCGACGACGACACAGAGCCAGAGGACUAUUUCUCACCACGAGAUGAGCGAUCUGCCGACACCUCGACACGGACAUCCUAUCUCUCAAGCUUUUCCGUUCCAGGGACCCCCGGCGUUCUCUCUUAUUCCCGCAGCGGAUCCCGAGUCCGUCUGCACUCCCGAAGCAAGAGCUCAAGUCGUAUCCACCGCAGCGACAGCAGCCUGCAGAGCCAGGACGACGCACGACCCCUCCACCAUCACCAACAUGCUCACGGACCUAAGAAGAAGCACACAUCCUCAUCGCGGCAUCAGCCCUCCGAGUCGGCCGGACGCCGAGACGCAGAAUGGAUGCUUCGAGCCGGGAUCGCGCUCGCUUCGUCUACCCGAGAGGAAAAAGGCCAGAGCUGGCUCGUGAAGCGCGAGAGCUCAACGAGCCUCGUCUCGGAAACAAAUGUCGACAGUCCAGUUCUGGCCCGCCGGUCGAGAUCCGGGAGGUCUACACCAGCCGCGCAUUCGCGAUGGGGAUCCCGUGCGGCAAGUCGAAGGAACAGCAGACACGAUCUGGCUAUGACGAGCCUCGAUGCGCUCCCCACUAGAUCAGGAUCGAAUGCUCGUGACUCGACCCGUCCCCACGAGGAGACACGCCAUUUCAUCCCUGACUUUGUGGAUGAGCGUAUCCGCGCGGAAAUGGCAUUCAUUCAGCAAUUCGAGGACGGGUAUGCCUCGGCCUCGGACGAGGAGUCCGACUCGGAGGACGAGAUCGACGAGCAGGAACUGCAGCGUUUGACUCGGGAGCGAGGGUUCGGUCUGGGAGGUUGGAUCGAUCGGAUGGUUGAGUGGACACUAUUCGGUGUCGAAGAUCUACCUCUUUCUGCAAAUGUCCAGUCCGCCGAGCUAGCAAAGCAUCCGGACUCAUCUCCAGACAACGAUAGUGUCCGCGAUGAUCACUCUUCUGCGGCUGAAUUGACCGACGACAAUGCUAGCGUGUCAGCUGACGAAUCUAUAGCUUCGACUGUGGUGGAGAAGCCAGGGGAGAAUGGAGGCUGGGCGGAUGUCGGGUGGUUCCUCCGUGUCAUGAAGCGUGCACUAUCAUGA